AUCAGACAGGUGUGUUGGAGCGGACUAAUGAGGCUGUGGUUCUGCAGCUGUGGGCGCACGGAUCCUGCAGCCUGAGAGCAGACAUGCUGCUGUGUGUCUCCUGCCUGCUGUGGCUCUGGGGGGCCUCUCUCCAGACAGAUGGAAACCAGAAUCAGACCCAGAAUCUGCUGAACGGGACUCUGCAGGAACACUCGACCUUCUCUGCAUGGUUUGGUUUCAGCGACGUUGCAGGCGUUCGCUCCUUCCCUCCUGAGCUGGACGUGGAGACCAGGAUCAUCGGGGGCCAGGAGGCCUGGGCCCACUCCUGGCCCUGGCAGGUGUCCCUCCGCUUCUCAACCAUGCCGGCCUGUGGCGGCGCCAUCAUCGGGCCGCAGUGGGUCAUCUCUGCUGCACACUGCUUCUUAAGGUACAACAAAGAAUCCCUGUGGGAGGUGGUGGCAGGAAAACAUGACCUGGACAAGCCUGAUGAGCCAGGAGAGCAGCUGGUGGGAGUCUCCCGGAUCUUCAGCCACCAGGAGUAUGACACUCGGACCAAAGAAAGCGACGUGGCUCUCCUGAAGCUGGAGCGCCCUCUGGUGUUCACCGACUUCAUCAGACCCAUCGACAUCUGGAUGACGCCCCUGCCUGAGGCCAUGCGGUGCACCGUCACCGGCUGGGGCUCCACUAGAGAGAAUGGUCCUCGAGUCAACAGGCUGCAGGAGGUGAACGUCAGCCUCCUGGCAUCAGACGCUUGUAACGAGUACUACAACGGCAGGGUCCGGCCCUCCAUGUUCUGUGCCGGGAAGGAUGAAGGUGGAGUGGACGCCUGUCAGGGCGACUCUGGGGGUCCGCUGUCCUGCUUCACUGGAGCCAGACACGAGCUGGCAGGGUUGGUCAGUUGGGGGGUUGGUUGCGGUCGAGCCAAGAAACCAGGAGUCUACACCAAAGUCCAGCAGCAUGUUGAGUGGAUCUCUGGCAUAAUGAAUGAUGAAAACAGGAUGUACGACGAUGUUCUCUCAGAGCAGGCCACAGAGGAGCGGUGCGGUAAGCAGCGUAUCUCCAGCUGUGAUCGGCCUCCAGGCACCGCUGGCAUCUCCGUGUCCCAGAAAGGGAGGGUCCAUGUGGAGAACGUGACGGAGUCCUGCCCGUUCUUCUGGCCUUGGAUGGUCAGCCUGCAGUCCAACAAGCAGCACUACUGCAGUGGCGUGUUGAUCCACCGCCGCUGGGUGGUCACAGCCAAACACUGCAGCGUCAGUGCAAAGGAAGACGUGGUUGUUCUUGGCGUUCAUGACCUCAGCCAGAAGUCGGCCCAAACCAUUCUGGUGGAUGAGGUCUUCAGUCCGAUGCAUGAUGCCAGUUUCCCUCCGCGGGCGGACCUCUCCCUGCUCCGCCUCAGCGUCUCUGCCAGUUUUGGUCCAAAGAUUUCUCCGAUAUGCGUUCCUGAGGAGGACGGGGAUGUGGACGACACCUGGUCCUGCUUCACAGCAGGGUGGGGGCGGAGUGAAGGAACAGAGAUGAAUGCCAACCGUCUGCACCACGCUGCGCUGACCCUGGUCAACCAAAGCGCCUGCGUUCAGAAGUGGGGCGACUUCAUCAGCGAGGAUCACAUCUGCUCACAUCCUGCAGGCUCUGCUUCCUGCAUGGGAGACUCUGGAGCGCCUCUGUUCUGUCACAAACGUGACGUCUACUUCCUGUUCGGCGUGGUCUCAUGGGGCAGCUGGCGGUGCGACGCAGACAAGCCGGCCAUCUUCACCGGACUCUCAGACUACCGCUCAUGGAUUGAUGACGUGACGGAACAAUAAAGUUUGAUUUGAAAUG
Molecule: messenger RNA, 1797 nt
Organism: Fundulus heteroclitus (mummichog)
Lineage: Eukaryota; Metazoa; Chordata; Actinopteri; Cyprinodontiformes; Fundulidae
Gene: ovch1
Product: ovochymase 1
Exons: 13
Coding region: 84-1781 (565 amino acids)
Biological process (GO): proteolysis
Molecular function (GO): serine-type endopeptidase activity
Source: RefSeq, a predicted model, not a curated record